UGAAGACAUAGCACAUCUAUGGUUCUGACGAGCUGCAAAAAUACUUGAAAGCUUUUGAUUGAAGUAUUCAAUAUUCAUCGCUUCAAAGAAUAUGGUGAAUUUGACAGUGUGAUGUCUGUAGCCUUAGCUUCAUUGUUGCGUAGAGCUCAUAGAAGACUAUUUACCAAGCUUAUCUCUUCAAGGAAUUCCAGUUUAAGUUCUAUGGCAACAGGAGGUCCUGAGCUACCCCAGAGGAACAGACUAGCAAAGGAGAAAUCUCCAUACUUAUUGCAGCAUGCCAGUAAUCCUGUAGACUGGUAUCCAUGGGCGCAAGAAGCUUUUGAUAAAGCAAAGAAAGAGAAUAAACUGAUUUUUCUCUCAGUUGGCUAUUCUACAUGUCAUUGGUGUCAUGUGAUGGAAAGAGAGUCCUUCCAGAAUCCAGACAUUGGAAGUCUUAUGAACCAAAAGUUUGUUUGCAUUAAAGUGGAUCGAGAAGAAAGACCAGAUGUUGAUAAAGUUUAUAUGGCUUUUAUUCAGGCAACUCAAGGUAGUGGUGGUUGGCCAAUGAGCGUGUGGCUAACACCAGAUUUGAAACCAGUAGUUGGUGGAACAUACUUCCCACCAGCUGAUAAAUAUGGUAGACCAGGAUUCCCUACAAUACUGUGUCGCAUUGCAAACAUGUGGAAAGAGAAAGAAGAGCAGAUGUUAUCACAAGGUACAAUGAUAAUAGAUGCAUUAAUGCAGAAUACAACAGUAAAGAAAACUACAGAACAAAACAUACCUGGGUUAGAGUGCGUCCACAGGUGUUAUAACCAGAUGGAAAAUGGAUAUGAUGAACAGUGGGGUGGAUUUGGUCAAGCCCCCAAGUUUCCACAGCCAGUCAAUUUCAAUUAUCUUUUUCGAAUGUAUGCACUUGAAAUGAAGACAGACAGAGGAAAGCGAGCUCUGGAUAUGUCUCUGCAUACACUGAGACUCAUGGCAAAUGGUGGAAUGUAUGAUCACAUCGCACAGGUACAUGACAUGUUUUCUUUCCUAUAA
Saccoglossus kowalevskii is the source of this 1017-nucleotide messenger RNA. RefSeq names its product spermatogenesis-associated protein 20-like. The record is from RefSeq and is a predicted model, not a curated record. Gene Ontology annotation, biological process: carbohydrate metabolic process. NCBI's taxonomy places the organism in Eukaryota, Metazoa, Hemichordata, Enteropneusta, Harrimaniidae.